Drosophila ficusphila is the source of this 1359-nucleotide messenger RNA. It is a transcript of the gene mRpL39, whose product is annotated as 39S ribosomal protein L39, mitochondrial. NCBI's taxonomy places the organism in Eukaryota, Metazoa, Arthropoda, Insecta, Diptera, Drosophilidae. The transcript is spliced from 6 exons. Gene Ontology annotation, molecular function: nucleotide binding; threonine-tRNA ligase activity. Gene Ontology annotation, cellular component: mitochondrion. Gene Ontology annotation, biological process: threonyl-tRNA aminoacylation. The record is from RefSeq and is a predicted model, not a curated record. The coding region runs from base 66 to 1067 and encodes 333 amino acids.
CAGUCGAAGUAAAGUGCCAUCGCUCCUGAAUUUUGAAUCCCUGGAAAGUAUUUUGGUAAUUUACCAUGUCUGCGGCCACAAAAUUACAUAAAACAAGCUGGUGCGCCCUCCGGCAGCUACAGCAAUACAGAACUAAGGCCAGCUUCAGCUCCAGUUCAGCUUCGAUAGACAAGCGAAACGAAUUAUUCAACCAGGAGCAACGGAGGCAACGGGAUGCAGUGGGACGCAUCGAUAAGAUCGAGGUGCGUUACCUAGGACUUCCCGAGGAUGUGACUCUAGUGAUGAACAGUAACAUCUCCACACCCUUCAAUUGUGCCCAGCACCUGAGUGAGGGGCACUGCAAAAGAUCGGCACUGGCCCUGAUUGAUGGCAGUGUUCCCUGGGAUAUGCACAGACCUUUGCAGGAGUCCUGCACCCUGCAGCUGCUCAACUUCCAUGUAUCCGAGCCUCACGUGGUCAACAAAGCCUUCUGGCGCACUUGCAGCUUUAUGCUGGGAGCUGCUCUGAAUCGCGCCUUUAAGCCAGAGGCUAAUCUUCAGCUCCAUAGCUUCCCUGGACCCAACAUCAAAUCUGGAAGCUUUGUGCACGAUAUUGUUCUGCAGACCCAGUCAUGGCAGCCAUCAAAGGAGGAAAUGCGUGCGAUCUCGGCUGAGAUGGUAAAAUUGGCCGCGCAGGACCUGCGCAUAGAGCGCCUGGAUGUCCAACAGGAUGUCGCCCAGGAGAUGUUUAAAGAUUCCAAGUACAAGAGCGAACAGUUGCCCAGCAUUGCACAGCAAACGCAUGGAAAAGUUACUUUAUAUCGCCUUGGUGACCACAUCGACAUCUCACGUGGUCCAAUGGUUGGUUCGACCAGUUUCCUGGGCAAAUGUACGAUCUCUGCGGCCCACAAAGUGGCAGAGGAAGGCCCUAAUGGCGCUUUCUAUCGAAUUCAGGGCGUAGCUUUGCCCUCCGGCUUCCAGCUGAACCAUGUGGCGUAUGGCGUACUAGAGGAGCGGUCCAAAAAACCUAGUCCCGCCCGCCUGCCCAAUGAACCAUUUGAGGAACAACAACAACUGCAAUUAUCUUAAAUCGUUCUUUAAUAUUUCAAGAUACACAUUAAGUGUUAACAGGUCAUGCUAGUGGUGAAGAACAGACAGAAGGCCUGCUGCGAACUGGUCUUCCUACUCAUCCGGGGAAUCCGCAUGGCAUCAGCCUAGGCAGCGAACGGGGACACAGCGUUGGAUUCUUAAUUUAGGAAUAGUUUAUUAACUAGACUCGCACGUAAGACUCACAAGACAUGGAUUGUCCCAAAAUGUACAGUAUAAGUCUAUGGAAUAGUUAUAUUAAACUAUGUAAAAUAAAGUGGAAUUUUGUUAGUAA